GACAGUACUACUAAACGAUACAGACUCAUCAUGUCGAGCACCAGCAAAGCAUUGACGGUAGGAGGAGAAAGAACGACUGGACAGUCAGUAAGAACUCAAAAUGUUCUGGCUGCCAGCUCCAUUGCCAACAUUGUCAAGAGCAGCUUGGGGCCAGUGGGCCUUGACAAGAUGUUGGUAGAUGAUAUUGGGGAUGUGACAAUCACGAACGAUGGUGCCACUAUUCUGAAGCUAUUGGAGGUUGAACACCCAGCAGCCAAAGUCUUGGUGGAGUUGGCAGAUCUCCAAGACCAGGAAGUCGGUGAUGGAACAACAUCUGUGGUAAUUAUUGCUGCAGAGCUCCUGAAGAAUGCAGAUGAGCUUGUCAAGUGUAAGAUUCACCCCACAUCCAUCAUCAGUGGCUACAGACUGGCCUGCAAAGAGGCUGUCAAGUACAUCCAGGAGAACCUGACCAUCAAUGUGGACGAGCUUGGGCGGGACUGCAUUGUCAACGCUGCCAAGACAAGCAUGUCCAGCAAGAUCAUUGGAGCUCAAUCUGAUUUUUUUGCCAACAUGUGUGUGGAUGCAGGCUACCUGAUAAAGACUCCUGAUGGCAAGGGAGGCUAUAGAUAUCCAAUAAAGGCAAUUAAUGUUCUCAAGGCUCACGGCAAGAGCAGCAAGGAGUCCCUUCUCAUCAAUGGAUAUGCCCUCAACUGCUCAGUUGCAUCUCAAGCCAUGAAGAAGAAGGUAGUUGGUGCCAAGAUUGCUUGUCUGGACUUCAGUCUUCAGAAAGCUAAGAUGCAUCUAGGUGUACAGGUGCUUGUAGAAGAUCCUACCAAGCUAGAUGGUAUCCGACAAAGAGAAUCUGACAUCACCAAGGAGAAGAUCCAAAAGAUCAUCAAUGCUGGUGCCAAUGUGAUUCUGACAACAGGUGGCAUCGAUGACUUGUGUCUCAAGUACUUCGUGGAGGCUGGUGCGAUGGCGGUCAGGCGGUGUAAGAAGGCUGACCUCAAGAGGAUAGCAAGAGCUACUGGAGCUACAUUCCUGAUGACACUAGCUAAUCUGGACGGAGAGGAGUCGUUCGAGCCAUCAAUGCUGGGACAGGCUGAAGAGGUGGUCACUGAGAGGAUCUGUGAUGAUGAGCUUAUUAUUAUCAGAGGGACCAAAGCUCGUACUGCUGCAUCAAUCAUCCUUCGAGGAGCCAAUGACUUCAUGUGUGAUGAGAUGGAGCGAUCUGUUCAUGAUGCCCUUUGUGUCGUCCGGCGGGUUUUGGAGUCCAAGACCGUCGUUGUUGGAGGUGGCGCCGUUGAGGCUGCCCUAUCCAUAUACCUGGAGAACUUUGCCACCUCACUGUCGUCAAGAGAGCAGCUGGCUAUAGCAGAGUUUGCCAAGUCCCUACUCGUCAUCCCCAAGCAGUUGUCAGUGAACGCAGCACAAGACUCCACUGAUCUGGUGGCCAAACUAAGGGCCUAUCACAACACCUCCCAGACCAAGGCCGAACACAGCGAUCUCAAGUGGAUUGGCUUAGAUCUGAUAGAGGGCAUUGUUCGGGACAACAAGAAAGCUGGAGUUCUUGAGCCAGGAAUGUCAAAGAUCAAAUCACUGAAGUUUGCCACAGAGGCCGCCAUCACAAUCCUUCGUAUUGAUGAUAUGAUCAAAAUGGCCCCUGAGCAGAAACAUGGAAGUUCAUACCAGGAUGCUAUGCGGAGGGGGGACUUGUGAUAACCUUGCUGUCAUGGAAACUAACAUGGACUGUUUACAUUAUCAGCUUCUAGCAGUGACUGUUACCAUCCUCUGUAUCAUAUGUUGUGCCACACACGAUGUCUCUGUCUGACAAGCGUCAGUUUAUGUGUAGGCGCCUGAGCAUGUGGGACAGGUGUCAUGAAUUUGCAUCUAAGUGCUUCAUUAUUUAAUUUAUCACCACCGACUGUGUGAAGAAUUCCUAUAUAAAACAUUUCAAAAUAAAAAGUGCUAUCUC
Haliotis rufescens (red abalone) is the source of this 1954-nucleotide messenger RNA. Its product is annotated as T-complex protein 1 subunit alpha-like. The transcript has 12 exons. The coding region runs from base 31 to 1698 and encodes 555 amino acids. The record is from RefSeq and is a predicted model, not a curated record. Gene Ontology annotation, molecular function: ATP binding; ATP hydrolysis activity; ATP-dependent protein folding chaperone. Gene Ontology annotation, biological process: protein folding. Gene Ontology annotation, cellular component: chaperonin-containing T-complex. Lineage: Eukaryota; Metazoa; Mollusca; Gastropoda; Lepetellida; Haliotidae.